CGAUGUAGCAGCAGUGUCGCCUGUCUACUUUUCAGCGUCCAUCGAACGCUAGCAUGUGGCCGUGAUUCUUUCUUGGUGUACUUUCCAGAUGCGAAUCUAUAGCUACUCUUUUUCAGCAUACAACAAGUAAAUUAGACUCUCCUUCGUGUUCUUGUCCGUGUACACGGUGUCUUGUUUACUUCGGCGCGGCCAUGGCACAGCCCCUACACUUCGUCCUGGUGCCGCUCCUCGCGCCGGGCCACGUGAUCCCCAUGCUUGACCUGGCGCGCCUCAUCGCCGGCCACGGCGGCACGCGCGCCACCGUGGUCCUGACGCCCGUCACCGCCGCGCGCAACAGAGCCGUCCUGGAGCACGCUUCCCGCGAGGGGCUCGCCGUCGACGUAGCCGAGCUCCAGUUCCCGGGCCCGGCGCUGGGGUUGCCUGAGGGGUGCGAGAGCCACGACAUGGUCACAGACAUCUCCGGCAUCAUGCUCUUCUAUGAAGCCGUGUGGCUGCUCGCCGGGCCGCUGGAGACGUACCUCCGGGCGUUGCCACGCCGGCCGGACUGCCUCGUCGCCGACACUUGCAACCCGUGGACGGCCGACGUCGCGCGCCGGCUUGACGUUCCACGGUUUGUGUUCCACGGCCCCUCAGCGUUCUUCAUCCUGGCGCAGCAUAGCCUGGCCAAGCACGGCGUGCACGACACCGACAGCGUCGCCGGCGACUUCGAGCAGUUCGUGGUGCCCGACUUUCCUGAGCGCGUCGUCACGAGCAAGGCCACGUCUCUUGGGUUCUUCCAGUAUCCUGGGAUGGAGAAGGAAAGGCGUGACACGCUGCACGCCGAGGCCAGCGCCGACGGCUUCGUCUUCAACACCUGCGCGGCUUUCGAGAGCGCGUACAUCAAGGGAUACGGGGCGGCGCUCGACCGGAACGUGUGGGCGGUCGGACCGCUCUGCCUUCUGGACUCCGACGCGGAGACGACGGCCGGAAGAGGCAACCGCGCGGCCGUCGACGCCGGCUCGGUCGCCACUUGGCUCGACGCGCGGCCGCACCAGUCCGUGCUCUACGUCAGCUUCGGCAGCAUGGCCCGCCUCCUCCCUUCGCAGGUCGCGGAGCUCGCCGCCGGCCUGGAGUUAUCAAAUCGCCCGUUCAUCUGGGUGACUAGGGAGACCGCCGACCUCGACGCCGGGUUCGACGAGCGCGUGGAGGGCCGCGGCCUUGUCAUCCGUGGGUGGGCGCCGCAGGUGAGCAUCCUGUCGCACCCGGCGGUGGGCGGCUUUCUGACGCACUGCGGGUGGAACUCCACGUUGGAGUCGCUCUCCCACGGCGUGCCGCUGCUGACAUGGCCCCACAUGGCCGACCAGUUCUUGAACGAGACGCUGGUCGUGGACGUGCUCGGCGCCGGCGUCCGCGUUGGCGUUAAGGUGCCGGCCAUGCAGGUGUUCCUGAACCCCGAGGAGCAUGGAAAACAGGUCGGGAGAGACGACAUCACGAGGGCACUGGCGGAGCUGAUGGAUGGUGACGGGGCGGGAAUACGGACGACGGCGAAGAAGCUCGCGAGGAUGGCGAGGGAGGCGAUUGCGGAGGGCGGGUCGUCGGACCGGGAUGUGGCGGAUAUGGUUCGCCAUGUCGGGGACCUCGCGCACAGGAAGGAGAAUGGGCGUGCUGGUCCUUGACGUGCCCGAGUUUGGAAGCAACUAGAAGAUGGAUGGUCAAGCCAAACAUUUCGCUGUAGUUUUUGUUUUUUUGAAAUUGCUGUAGGAUAAAAAAAAUUCAGGUACUGUAGGAUAAUUAUUAAGACAUGAAUAACAGGCCACGCGGAUGUGGUGAAACAGGUGUGGAGUA
Messenger RNA from Aegilops tauschii subsp. strangulata, 1824 nucleotides. Its product is annotated as UDP-glycosyltransferase 73E1. Lineage: Eukaryota; Viridiplantae; Streptophyta; Magnoliopsida; Poales; Poaceae. Gene Ontology annotation, molecular function: UDP-glucosyltransferase activity. The record is from RefSeq and is a predicted model, not a curated record.